AUGGCGAAAAUUUUAAGUUCAAGCUUUAUUUUAUUAUUCUAUGUGCUACUCCUAGUAAACACAUCAGAUCAACAACAACAGCUAAUUAACUCAACAACAAUAGCAACAUGUAAUUUUACUGCAUGUAAUUCUCAACGAAUAUCAUGUUCAUCGAAUCUUGAUUGCGAUUGUUUUUCAUUAACAUCCAAUCUGAAUACAGGAAUAUGUGCUUUAGCUACUCUCUCCUGUGAAAGUUUUGUACGAUGUAAUAUGGAUAAUGUAACUUGUUCAAUCGAGAGUACAAUCUGUGUGAAUAGUACACGAUGUAGUCAACCAGUAUGCUAUCCAUUAGCAAUGGCAAACAAACAAAUUUGUCCACCAAAGACUGUUACAAUACGUACAACAACCACAACUAAAUCUACAACAAAGAUUACAACAACAACUCAGAAGACGACGACUACCACUAAAGCAUCGACAACAAAACCAACAACAACAGUUCAUUUCGUCAAUACAACUAAUCAAUCUAGUACAGUCGCUAGAUGGAUUUUUACUGGCAAUAUGACUGAUACACGAUACCGCCACACAGCAUCUGUAUUAUCAAAUGGAAAAGUAUUAGUUACUGGUGGAAUUGAUAGUAAUAUUGUUUUAAAUAGUGCUGAGCUAUACGAUCCGUCAACAGGUACCUGGACAACUACUGGGAGCAUGACUACUGCACGUUAUGUUCACACGACAUCUGUAUUAUCAAAUGGAAAAGUAUUAGUUACUGGUGGAACCAAUGGUGGUAAUCCUUUAUAUAGUGCUGAACUGUAUGAUCCAUCAACAGGUACUUGGACAAUCACUGGCAGUAUGAUUACUAGACGAUAUUUUCACACAGCAGCUAUAUUAUCGAAUGGAAAAGUAUUAGUUACUGGUGGAUUCGAUGGGAUUAUUGUUUUAACUAGUGCUGAAUUAUAUGACCCAUCCACAGGUAUUUGGACAAGUACUGGUAGCAUGACUGACGCACGAUAUUAUCAUAGACUAUCUGUAUUAUCUAAUGGAAAAGUAUUAGUUACUGGUGGAAGCAUUGGCAAUACUGUUUUAAAUAGUGCUGAAUUGUAUGAUCCGUCAACAGGUACUUGGACAAGUACUAGUAGCAUGACUAAUGGGCGAGCUUACCACGAAGCAUCUAUAUUAUCAGAUGGAAAAGUAUUAGUUACUGGUGGAGGUGACAUUGGUGCUAAUAUUAGUCCUGAGUUGUAUGAUCCAUCAACAGGUACUUGGACAACCACUAGUAAUAUGCGUGAUGUAAGAAAUUUUCACACAGCAUCUGUAUUAUUAAAUGGAAAAGUUUUAGUUACUGGUGGUUGGAAUAAUAAUAUUGAUUUAAAUAGUGCUGAGCAGUAUGAUCCAUCAACAGGUACUUGGACAACUACUAGUAACAUGACUAAUGCACGACGUGCGCACACAGCAUCUGUAUUAUUAAAUGGAAAAGUAUUAGUUACUGGUGGAUUUGGUAAUAAUAGUGUUCUAAAUAGUGCAGAAUUAUAUUAA
This is a messenger RNA of Adineta steineri, 1509 nucleotides long. The record is from the annotation of a GenBank genome assembly. NCBI's taxonomy places the organism in Eukaryota, Metazoa, Rotifera, Eurotatoria, Adinetida, Adinetidae.